This is a messenger RNA of Orbicella faveolata, 6944 nucleotides long. RefSeq lists its product as uncharacterized. Lineage: Eukaryota; Metazoa; Cnidaria; Anthozoa; Scleractinia; Merulinidae. The record is from RefSeq and is a predicted model, not a curated record. Gene Ontology annotation, molecular function: protein binding.
UUCGUCAGUCUACGAAGGUUUGCAUAAGCAAACGAGCAUCGAACAUGUGAUUUCAGAACGUUUCUUAGUCCAAGAAUACUUAACGAAUCGAAUGUUAGAUAAUUAACCAGGUUAAACUUACACUACUGGCUGAAACACAGCUACAUUUUACCUAUUUAUACAACUGAAGUGGCCAUUCUUCGCGAGCUGUUGUCUCGUGAAAGUGAUUUAAGAUGGCAGCAAGAAUUCGCUUUGUAUGGGUUACACGAGGCAGCUUUCAUAAACACUGACUGGAAGGCAUCCUCAGGAUUGCCAACAAUCCCUUUUUGCCCGACUUUAAGUAAAAGGCCCUGAGAUUGGAAUAGGAUAGUCCACUACCAGCAAUGUCCCGGGCCUUCGACUGUGUUCUGAUUCAAAUGUUUUCAGUGGGGUUGACUGUCUGAAGUAGUUCGUGGCGCCGAUGUAAGAACACGUAUGUCAGGUUGUCAACUGCUUGUGAAAUGCUAAUCGCUGCUGAACAAUUUACUAUAUUUUCUUUGCUUAACUGAAGGGGAUUUAAAAAUGAUUUUUUGCAGUGCUACAGCAUCUUCCAGUGCUUCUUGGGUUUCGAAGUCUUCACUGAAAAGGUGCGAGUACAGAGAGGAUUGGUUUGACUUGCAAAAGCUAUCCUGAUGGGAGUUGAAGAGCCGGAUGUUUUUGUUUCAACAGAUCUUUGACAAGAAUGUAACUGUCAGCAAAACAAACGUUAAAAAUUUAUUAAACUUGUUAAUUGUAAUUUUGACAGACCUCCCUUUUUUUGGAAAAAUAGAGAAAAAAAGGUUUCCGUUUUCCCCUAACUCAUAAGUAUUGUUGUAUACCGGAUUCCAAGCCUUUUUGGAUAUCAGCGUUUUGUUUAGGACGGGCCUCUAUUUUGCCUACGUCAUUAUUACAGUAUUUAGCACUGUUCUGCUGUUUUUAAUCCGUCAGGCGUCUUGUGAUUGUAACAGAAACACACGUUCAUGGCGAUAAAAUUCGAUCUCGCACUUUUUAGACGUGUCGCUGUCUUCACAGUAUUUCUUCAUUUGGUGUUAGGCGUCUUGUGAUUGUAACAGAAACACACGUUCAUGGCGAUAAAAUUCGAUCUCGCACUUUUUAGACGUGUCGCUGUCUUCACAGUAUUUCUUCAUUUGGUGUUAGGUAUUUACAGAUAAAAAGAUGGAUACAGCUUCCUGCACCCAAGUAGCCACAUUAACACACUAGUGAAACUUUUAUUCUGGAUAUAGACAAAGAUGAUAUAGACCUUGAGGUUACCCAUAUAUGACAUUGCACAUUAUUUGAGCUUUUGAAUAAUAAAUAGGUGUCGCUCAUUUAGAGUCUGGUUUAUGCACAAAAGGAAAUUGUAUCAUUAAAGUACUGACAUGGCUUGCCACAUAUUAAUUGCUUGUAAAGCUCUUCGAAUCAAGAAACAAUUUAUGGCUUGAAUGAACGUAACAAAACAAGCUGAUACCAACAACAAUAGAAACAGCAACAACAACCACAAUAUUUAUUUGUGCCACAGGAAAAAAUACUUUUUUCCUGCCUUUGUCUAACAAGGGUAAAAAUAGGUCCACUAUGCGUAAUUGUGUAUGCUUUCAAGCAUAAAACUCUGCCAAGUUUUUGCCCGUGUACGGAAGCAAAAAUCUAGCUAUGGUACAACGAGAGGAGUAAAAGUAGCCCUGGAAUCCGUCAUUCUGGUUAUUUAUUUCGGUUAUCACGUAAUCAUUCAGCAUCCAAUGCGACCUCCGUACUCUCGAUCGUUGUUUAGUAUAAGGAAAAUUUUUUCUCAAACCUCUGGUACUAUCAUUUUUAAGUUUUUCCUUUCGGGCAGCGAUAAAAAAUGCCAUAUUUUUGCCCCAUUGGGAGAUUCUAUUACAAUAGUCUUCUUUUUUACAAGAGUGUCGUUUAGUAAAAGGCCCUCACGGUCAGGAAAUCUUUACGGUUCUCUGGUUAUGACAAACUCUACGGGUUUAACAGGGGAAAUCACAUGCAGCCAGGUAAGCAAAAGCUUCUUGGCCAGCAGAAUUGGCAUGUUUGGUGCUAUGACCAGAGCAACAUUUUUGUUUUUGUUUUGUAAUUUGUUUUUGAAUUUGUUUUGUUUUGAAUUCAAUAAGGUUGGCAAAUAACACAGCUGUGAAAUAUUCACCACGAUGCUAAUCUGAGUAGUUACACGAGGGUCUAUUAUAGCGGGUCGUACAUUCCGCACACCGUCAUAUUUUGUUCUUUCGGGAAACCGCAGACCCGACGCUUUCGUUUUCUCCUAAAACCACAACCGCCCUACUAUUAGGACGAUUAUCAUCAUAACUGAUCUUUCAAAAUUCUAUACGAUACGUUAGCUCAAUAUAAUCGUUUUUCUCCUCACAAAGACCACAAAAUCUUAAGAACAGAACAAAUUGUUUCUAACUUCAUUCAGUAACCAGCGAACAAAAACGUUUGAAGUCUUGUGGGCUGUUCUCAAACACAAAGAUUUCUCGAGAUGUUUGAAUGACCGCCACGAAAACACGCAAAAAGCGAAAACCGCGAGCUAAAUUUUUGAUUUCCCGCAACUGCGCGAUAAUUUUGUUAACGGUAAACCGCCAGAUCAAUGUGAUUGUACCCACAAAGCGGCAAUCAAAAUCGGCUUUAACCGCCAAACCGCCAGAGUAUAAUAGACCCUCUUAAACGUUAUAUUAAACAUUUCAUCAAUUUGCGCAUCUUUACCAAAGUAAUGGUUAAUAACAUUUCCAUUACUGUGUAAACUUUAUACCAUCAUCAAGAUGUGAAUUAGUGUAGUGUAAAUUAUAAUAACAUUCUAUAAUCGCAACUGAAACAGACACGAUAUCAAUCGUUGCUAUUUGUUUAGCCAAGGAGGAUGCUCAACACAAAUCUCGAAUAAUCAUUAUUAUUUCUGAAAAAGAAGUUCUUUUGAACAAAUCUAGAAAUUGGGCAACGGUUUAUUUUAAGAAUCGUUUUCAUAAUGAAUUGAAAAGGAUAAUUUUGACAGGACCUCCUUUUUUUUUGGAAAAAAAAGGAAACAAGAAUUUCUUUGCCCCCUAACAGGUCCUAACAGGUAAGUGUUGUUGUAUGCCGGAUUCCAAGCCUUUUCGGAUAUCGAUGCUUUUCUUAGGACGGGCCUCUAUUCUGCCCACGUCAUCUCUAGAAAUACAUGUGUCACCGUAUUUAGCUCUGUUCUGCUGUUUUUAAUCCGUCAGGCGUCUUGUGAUUGUAAGAGAAACACACGUUCAUAUGGCGAUAAAAUUCGAUCUCGCACUUUGUGGACGGGUCGCUGUCUUCGCAGUAUUUCUUCAUUUGGUGUUAGGAAACUGUAACAAUUUGAAUCUUGGGAUUGGAAGUGGCGCAAUUCCAGACAACAAGAUAACUGCUUCUUCCGUUCAGAGUGCGCGCACGCCAGCCAAGAAUGGUCGAGUGAACUACACAGCAGAAUCUUCCUGGUGUGCAGGAGCAAGCGAUCCUAGUCCAUAUCUACAGAUUGACCUGCAGACACUUCACAUCAUCUGUGCUGUGUCAACCCAGGGAAAUUCACAGGAAGAUCAUUGGGUGGAAACAUAUACAUUGCAAUCAUCUACAGAUGGAUUAGUUUGGACAGAUUACAAUGACGCUUGUCAAGUGAAGUUAUUUCAGGGAAAUUAUGACCGAAAUUCUGAGGUCAAGCACGUUCUUAUUGAUGGAGUGUUAACGAAGUAUUUGCGAUUCUUGCCAAAAACGCAUCACAACAGUAUAUGUAUGAGAACAGAAGUCUUUGGGGUGAAACAAGAACCAGAGAACCUUGCUCUUGGUAAGCCCGCGGCUCAAUCUUCUACAUAUGGUAAUGUUCACUCGUUAGGUGAAGCAGGGAAAGCAGUGGACGGGAAUCCCGAUGCUGAUUUUAAUGAUGGACACUGUUCGCACACUUUUCGAAACAAUCCAAGUUGGUGGCGAGUAGACCUGGGCCCAAAUGGCGUGCCAGUGUCCGAGGUGUCCAUCGUCAACAGGUUUUCGUCGAACCCUAAUGUAAGGCUCAGGAGUAAGGACUAUAAGAUAACAUUGGGUGACAACACAGAUGUGACUCGAAAUCCUCAAUGUAUGGGACUCUACAGUUUUAUUCAGUUCAAAGCAUCAGCUCUAUGUUUCACGAAUCCACUGACGACUGGCAGAUAUGUUGGUAUCAUGACCACGGUAGCGAAGCCAGAGUGGCUAGCCCUUUGUGAAGUGGAGAUCUACUCAAGAGAAAACCUGGCAUUUGGCAAGCAAACGGAUCAGAUUAGCACGUACUUUGGUUUCGACAGUAGCAAAGCAGUGGAUGGUAACAGUAACACAAGCUUUACUGUUGGAUCUUCAUGCGCAUGCACAGAGAGAGCAAAUCAGCCUUGGUGGAGAGUAGACCUCGGACGAGAAGAGCCAGUGUCUGAAUUGUACAUAGUUAACAGAGGUGACUGCUGUGGAUCUCGUCUGGAGAAUUUCGAGAUCAGAGUGGGGUCACAGAACAGUGAUGGAGGCGUGGCUAAUCCUAGAUGUGGUGGUAUCCAUGCCGUCCCUCAAGGCGAGGGCAAAUCCUUUUACUGUCGUCCCUUUUUGUACGGACGAUACGUGACCAUCAGAAGUCUAAGAAGCAAUAACCUGCUCACACUCUGUGAAGUCGAGGUGUUUUCAGCAAGACGAGCGUGUCAAAUUCAGGCCAUCGGAGUAGGAAGCAGAUACACUAUUCCAGACAGCAGUUUCUCGGCCUCGUCAACAAGUGGUAGUAAUGCACCAUCUAAAGGUCGACUAAACGGACAAGGUGCUUGGUCACCCAGCAACGACAACAUUACUAACGACUAUUUAGAAAUUGACCUGCAAUACGAGUUCCUUAUCUGCGCUGUGGCUACGCAAGGAAAGUCAACCGCUGAUCAAUGGACAACAAAGUACAAGCUACUUACAUCACUAAACAAUAAGAAUUGGGUUACCUACCAGGAAAGCAACAUGGACAAGAUCUUCAAUGGUAAUUCUGGAAGAAACGACAUAGUGAAACACAACCUUAAGAAAAUCACAAGAGCAAGAUUUAUCAGGUUCCAGCCAACGCUUUUCUCGACUCAUAAGGCUUUGAGAGUAGAAGUGUUUGGAGUACUUAAACCUGCAGUUCCUUCACAAGCGCCCAUCGUGUUUACUGUGAUUGCAACCAACUCUACCACUAUUAAAGCAUCGUGGCAGUUAUCCCCAGCAGACUCAAGACCUGAAAUCAUCAAAGGAUUUAAACUGUUCUACAAUAAGAAAGACGUUGUUGGAUUGCCAACCGAAAUAACUAUGAACGGGUCAGCAACUCGCACAUAUUAUGCCACUGGGCUUGAUGAGAACACAGACUAUGAAUUUCAAGUGUUGGCCUUCACUGCUUCUGGUGAUGGACCAAAGAGUGCUGUAAAAGUUCAGAGAACUAUAGCAGAUGUGCCACCCAGAAUAAUGAAAGACGUUACACCGACUUCCGUGAUAUGUGAAAAGUAUACCCUGUGUGCUCUUUGUUGCUAUGCAACCAGUGAUUCUCCAGUUAGUUACUCUUGGACAAAAAAUGGACAGGAUCCCAUUAAUGACGACAUCAAGGUUAUGAACAACAACAUUGUCAUCAUUCCUCGUAGCGCGCAGGAUUAUGGGUUGUACUUGUGUAACGCUUCAAACAGGUUUGGUAGUACAUCUUAUGAAAUAACCGUAGUUGAAGACCGAAAGUCAUCGACUAAAGCAACUGCAAAGGGACAUGAAAGUUUUUCCAAUAUCUACCGUAUUAUAGUCAUCGCUUUGUCUUGCCUUGUUUUCGUGGUACUUAUUGCAGUGAGCCUGCUGACAUGGCGCCUUAGACGAGCUGUGAACAAAAGUGAACAGACGCCACAGAGGCACACCUCUAAUGAAGUCGAGCAGCAUAACUCAACACGUGACCAGCAUGUACCAGAAGAACUUUCAUAUAUGGAACUCAAACCUGGGCCUUUAAAAGGGCUGCCACGCGCAACUCAAACUUAUCAGUCAUUACAGGGGGCUAAUACGUCCCCUGCUUACUACAAUGCAGGAUUUAACCGUGGAAACAAUAAUCAAGAAGACGAAAUUUACUACGAAAUAGGAAAUGUCCAGUGAUACCUCAAGUUAUCACGAGAUCACCUAUACAAAUACAGUUAAGUACUUGUACCAUUAAAAUCCUUAUUCGCCUAGAAAGCCACAGCGUGUAGGUGUAAAACUAAAGGUUUUAGUGUAAGAGUGGGUGUUCGCGAGGAGAAAGCCGUCAAAGUAGUGGACGUAGAGAAUAUAGGUCAGUGGAAGAGAAGUGUAAGCAAUGUGAAGAGUGGUAAAGAUUAUUCGGAGAUAAUUCACACAGCAAACAUCAUAUCAAUAUGGAGCUGGAAGAAUAUUUCGACUCAGAGGUCGAACAUUUUGGCUCAACGCGCGAGGAACAUUUAUUUCACACCUUCCACCCCCUUUGGUUUUCUUGUGCAUUGUCACUUGUUUGGAAAAUAAUUACAUUAAUAGUGAUUUUACCCUGGCUAGUUUUAGAUGGUGUGAGCGACCAACAAAAACAAGGCCUGUAGGGCAUAUGGCUUUGUAGAAAUCUUUUAUUUUAUUUUUUUAUUUUUUAAUGCGGAUAUUAAGAAACAAAUGGGCUGAGAAAAAGACCGAAAAACGAACAAAUGCGUGGAAUGAACUAGCACUACAGAAAAGGGAAACUUAAUACGCUUCGGUAGAAAAUGGGUGAAAAAGAAGAAAAUGUUCUAGAGAAUAAGCAAUUUAUGGGCAUUUAUUCCAAUGACAUCAUAAACAAAAUGUGUUGCAAGAAUGAGAAAUCUGUAAAAUUGCCAACACUUAUAUAUGUCACUGAUUUAAUGACGAAUACAAAGUAUUGACUGCAUUAAUAAUAAUUAUUGUCAAAAUGUGUCAUUCACUUUGUCAUGCAGAUUUAAAAAGAAGUGUGUCGUUAUGUUGAACAUUUGAAAUGUAUAAAUAAACGCCCCAAAACGUAA